AUGAGCGGAGAUGAACAGCAGCUCUUGGGCUCUAGGAUAGGGAUGUCAGACACCGAAUCAAACUAUAGUCGUAGCCCAAGAGUGUUUGAUGGAGAAUCGGCAUCGGAGAGCUCGACCGCAGGGCCUGAUAGUGCCGAUUUCGAGACGACCGUGGGGGGAGAAGUACCGGAGGUGUCCACCAAUACGAGGAGCACUUCGAGUGUGGAAGUAGUGGGGGCUGACGUCGCCCACCCAUUGACAUCUGGUCGUCAAAUGGAAGAGGUCGAGGCCGAUGUGUCGGUUGCCGAUCCUAGGGAAGGCAUGCUGAUGGUGGUCACCGGCCGAUAA
Prunus armeniaca (apricot) is the source of this 327-nucleotide messenger RNA. The record is from the annotation of a GenBank genome assembly. Lineage: Eukaryota; Viridiplantae; Streptophyta; Magnoliopsida; Rosales; Rosaceae.